UUGACUGUGUCGUCUUCUGUUCUGUUUCAGGCUUUCUGUCUGUUGCUCAGUUUUCUCUCUCAUGUUACGACACGCCGUCUGCGCUCGCUUCAUUAGCUCCUUUCUCAGCCUCGUUCUGUCUAACUGACGCCCACACGAACACAUCAAUACACUUACAUUUCCACUUUUAUUUCCUCGCCGUCACCUUUUCACCCCACGGCUUUUUACCCAGAAUCCAUUGCUUGGAAGUCAAAAGGUCACGAGCCGCCCACCCGUCUCGCCUCCUGGGAAUUUUUGAAGUGGGGGGAAGAAAACGUGUCAUUUCGGCGACGAAGAGCGCCGAGCCGCACAUUAAGAAACAUUAAGUGGAGUUAAUAGACGGGCGCAAUUCUCCAGACGGCCAUGACUUCAUUGGUCAAAUUGGUUUGGAAAAAAAUGUCAUUUAAUUCAGAAUUGCAAUGGAAGUUCCCUCAUCCUGCUGGUUAUUUAACAGAAAAUAACACAGAAUGGCCGAGCUGGGUUAUGAUGGAGCGCACUCGUUUGGAGAAAGAGGAGGGGAAAUAAUUAAAAAGUGUCGCCCUUCAGGUCUUAUUAUAGAAGCUGGGUGAACGAGAGAAAGGAGGGGAAAUGGAAAAAAUAGGAGGUGUGAGAAAUAAAAGGAGAGGGCAGGAAGAGGGGAAGAACUGGAGCGUUUGAACAUCUGAAGGAAUGAUGGGAAGGAAAGAGUGAAGGAGAAGUGCAAAAACAAGUGUGAUUGAGGAAUGGAAGAGAGACGAAAAAGAGAUGUGGAGGAGGAGGAAGACGGCACUUUGUACCAGACGGCGGCUCAUGCUUCAGAAACCCUCACUUCGUAACAUCUACGGAACCCCCCCAAUCCCCAGAAGCUAACCAACCUUGGCUGCUAACUAGCACUAGUGUUUUGUCCUGCGAUGACCUCCAGCUGCUUGAAAAGUGAGAUCUCCGUGUCUCUCUGCGUCUCACCCUCCCGAUCCAUCCAUCCGUCAGCUGCAUCCUCCGCCCGUGUCUCCAGCAUGUCGCUGCUGAAGGUCCAGACCAGUAAUGUGACCAACAAGACAGAUCCCAAGUCCAUCAACUCCAGGGUGUUUAUCGGCAACCUGAACACGGCGGUGGUGAAGAAGUCGGACGUGGAGAGCAUCUUCUCCAAGUAUGGCCGGGUGCUGGGCUGCUCCGUGCACAAGGGUUACGCUUUCGUCCAGUACGCCAGUGAAAGGCACGCCAGGGGCGCCGUGAUCGGGGAGAACGGCAGGGUGCUGGCCGGCCAGACGCUGGAUAUCAACAUGGCAGGAGAACCGAGACCGAACAGACCCAAAGGCCUGAAGCGUUCAGCGGCUGCUCUCUACAGCGGCUAUGAGUUUGACUACGAUUACUACAGAGAAGACUUCUACGACAGGCUGUUCGAGUACCGUGGCAGAGUGUCUCCGGUCCCUCGAGUGGUGCCCGUCAAACGCCCGCGGGUGGCGGUGCCUCUGGUACGGCGGGUCAAAUCUCUGCCGGUCAAACUGCUGACGCGCAACGCCUCCGUCCUCCCCACCAGCAACGGAAACAAACAGAGAUCAGUUAAAGGUACAGAACUUCAGGCGAUCAAGUCAGAGUUGACUCAGAUCAAAGCCAACAUCGAAGCUUUGCUGGGCAGACUGGAGCAGAUCACAGAAGACACACACAUCACCGCCACAGAGCUGAGGAAGGCGGAGGAGUGUAAGAGCGAGGAGGCGUGGCAGGAGGAGGAGGGGGAGGAGUCGAGCUCAGAGUUGGACGAUGAAGAGGAGGAGGAGGAGGAGCACAGACAGAACAGCGAAGCCGAGGAGGAGGAGGAGGACGAAGAGGAGGAGGAGGAGGGAGAGCACACGCAGGACAGCGCCCAUGACCAUAUGGCGGAGAACAGUCGCCUAUCAUCAGAGAUGGACUCCAUCCACCCAUGAGAGGUGAUGUGGACGGCAGAGGAGGAGACAGACAGACAGAGAGAGAGGGAGAGAGAGAGAGAGAGAGAGCGCCAUAGACCAACAGAGAACUGGAUCACAGCACAGGAAGGUCAUCAAACAGCAGGGAGCCACACACACACACACACACACACACACACACACACACACACACCAUUAAAAACACACAGCGAGACAAACUUGACCCUUUGUCGGAGCCACAGGAAGAUACUAAAACAGCAGGUUACUGCCAGAACACAUCAACAACUGAUGAGUUACACACACACACACACACACACACACACACACACACACACACACGCACACUCACUCUCACACACACUCGCAGGAGAAUGAAACACACCGCGACGGAGACUCGGCGCUGUGUCAGAGCCACAGGAAGACAGUUAAACAGCAGGUCGCCGUCAGAAUGCAUCCUAAAAGUGACGGAUUUCACACACACACACACACACACACACACACACACACUGCUGAGACCUGCAGAUGGACGCCGCCAACGUUUUUUGGAGAAGCCCAAACGGGUCAUCAUCUGCUGCUUUACAGGACUUUAAACACCUCGACCGGCCGGGGCGACAUACUGAGGCACAGCUGGACGCUGAUUGUUGAAACUUUUAUGACGUUAAAACACAAAAUAAACGAGCAGGGCCGAACUUCAAAACGUCGCAUAACAUAACUUUAUUUAUUUUAUUUGUGUGUUGCAGAAUAUUUCCAAAUAACAACCGUGUCAUGUGGUGUUAAUGACAGAGGAGCUACUUCAGCUGACCUCCAAUUAAUUACCGAUAAUAGCACAACAACAUCGUCAGCAGCGGCGGCGCAACUGGAGAACGUGGUCCAAACAGAACCACGUUAAUAAAACCGGUUCUCAUCAUACUGUUGAGAUGAUGUCAGCUCUGGUUAUUAACCAUAUCACAUCAUUAUUUACCAGCAGCGCGGUUAUAAAACAAACAGUUGCAUGUCGAACUCUUUCAGUCCGUCCUGGAAGCCCAAAGUGGAAAGUAAGAGAGAUAUAAACAAGUUUUAUUAGCAAUUACAAACACAUGUUUCAAAUGUUUCUCAUCUUCCAAAGUUUUAUACCAGCCCGCUUUUUUUUUUUUUUACAAGGUUGGUUUGUUUCUCAAUUUAUUGCUCACGUUUGAGUUGUGAAUAAAUAACAGAUGGGGGUUAUUUAGUGCGCAUGAAUCCAGCUGACCUCCAGAGGGUUCAAGUCAACAAUAAAAAAUCCAGAAUAAAAACUUGGAAUUAUGAAGCUUUCAUACAAAUAUUGCAAACCUGGAAUGAGCUCCACGCAGCGAUCUGUGAACCUGUUUGACCUCAAGAGAAGCUCAAGUCUGUUGUUUUAUUCACUGUCAGUUAUUAUCCUAAUUGUUACGGUUAUUAUUAUUAUUAUUGCGCUUGUUAUUUAAAGGUUGUAAAAUCAAAAUUUGCUGUCCGCCACAGACUUUUACUCUGAACUGGCAACAUUUAAAAUGCACAGGAAGAUUCAUUCUGGUGGGUUUUGAAUGUUUCCGUCCAUUAAAAAAAUAAUCAUUCAUGACAUUUCUGUCGUUCAGAGCAGCACGUGUAUUCGUUUGUUUGUCAUUAAGUACAUUAUCGACCUGGCCGACACACUGCUGAUGAUUAAUUUAAUGUCCUCUGACUCACAAAGGGAUUCACACUGAUGUGUUGUGGUUUGUCCGGCCCGGUCGCCAGAGUAAAAUAUUGGCUUUUAUUUAUUUUUUAUGCAAACCACACAUCCGUUCUCCAUCUGUUCGUGUCGUCGCACCACGCUGACGUUUCAACAACACGUGUCAGGUGAAGCAGCCGGUCGCAGCAUUACAGCCGCGCAGGAUGACCAGAGGACGCUGCUCAAGAAGGUUUUUUUUAAUAAGACAUUUUUCAGCUGUUGUUUGUCACGACAGGUAUUUUUAAACCAACAUGGUCUUCUCCAAACGUCAACCUAAAGUGUUUUUACAGACACAACCCAUCAGAUCACAAACAGUUUUUCAUCGCCAACAUUUUAUUGUGACGACUGGGUUGUGUUUUAUUUUUUGUGUCUUUAGUAAAAGUGGUUUCAAAUCUGUAUUUUUCAUAUAACAUUAAAUACUCGGUUACUGACAGUGCCAACAAUCCCACAGCUGUCUUAAUAUAGAGAUUGUUCAACGAUGGGUAAAUACCUGACAUCACCUUUUUGUUUUCCUUGUGAUGAACGCACAGUUAAAACGAGAAAAUACAGAAAAUCUCUCACGUGAGCGAACAAACGCUUCAGAGUCAGAAGGUGAUCGAAACGAAAGUGUUUUUAUUUUGUGUGUCGGGUGAAAAUUGUGAGAGUGAAGUCGCAGUUUACAGGUUUUAAAGUCCUCAGUAUGUUGCCGCCAUUUCAGUCAGAGACGGUCAAAGCGGACUGAAGAUCUGAUUCACUGCUGUUUGCUGUCGCUCGCUUUAUUUUUCUUCGUGCCCCUCCUGACCUCUUCCUCUCCUCCGUCUCAGCUCAUCUCACACUUUCUCUUUGUUCCUUUUCCUCCACGCUUCCCUUUCAUCCCACUUUCAUUUCAUCUGUUCUUUUCCUGUCCGUUUCCUCUCUCUUCUCUCUGCUGUCUCCACUUUGUUUUUGUUUUUUCCAGCCUCUCUCUCUCCCCCGUCCUGCCCUUUUUCCUCCCCUCUUCCCUGUUACAAUAGUUGAUAUAUUGCCCUCUAGCUCUGUCAGACUAAUUUACAACAAUGCUAUCAAAAUAAAGAAAGUAAACCAAAUAUUGCUGAACUGUUCCAGCAGCGGUUAGUGGAAGCCAGCACAUAGUUGUAUGGAAGUUAACAAAAAAAAAAAAACGAGUUUCAGGAGAAGAAUGGAUCCGAUUAGAAAAGAAUCGCUCACCGAUUUGUUCUUAGUUUUCCAUUCGACUCGCCACAUUUUACGUCUUAUGAAGUUCACCAUUACAUAAGCUUUUAUUACACAUUGUUCAUCCCUGUAUAUACUUGUUAUAAUCCAUGGAUAAUCAGCCAUUCGCAGCAGGUCUGUCAGUUUAUGUGAAGGUGAGCUACAUACUACGAAUCAGCAGCGACGUGGAUGACGUCUGGAUCUGCUUAACAGUGUUUAUCUUUGACUUUCCCCCCCAACAUACGGAGCUCAGGUUGAGGAUUCUGCCUUCUUGUUUACCUUCAGAAGAAAACGUAGGCCUCCUCUCUUCCUCUUCCUCUUCCUCUUCCUCUUUCCUCACUUCUCCUCCCCCUCCCGCCUCCUCCUGUCGUUCCCGUCUGAUUUCUACACGCUGAUGUUAAAUAAUCCUUGCUGUUAUUUUUAACGACUUGUGCGUACUGUGCGAUGAAGGUGAUGAUGCCGACUCCUCUGUCUGCACUGAGAGGGUGCCAGAGGCCUUUACAACACAUGUAAAUACUCCAAAAUAAAAGCUUGGAACUUG
Acanthopagrus latus (yellowfin seabream) is the source of this 5329-nucleotide messenger RNA. RefSeq names its product RALY heterogeneous nuclear ribonucleoprotein (gene raly). The transcript has 11 exons. Gene Ontology annotation, molecular function: RNA binding. Gene Ontology annotation, cellular component: nucleus. The record is from RefSeq and is a predicted model, not a curated record. The coding region runs from base 909 to 1919 and encodes 336 amino acids. Lineage: Eukaryota; Metazoa; Chordata; Actinopteri; Spariformes; Sparidae.